UUGUGGCCCUGAAAGGAGCUGUGCUUCCAGGUGGGAGUGAGGUGACCCCGGCUGCCAAAGGCGAGUGAGGCAGAGCAGCUAUGGGGGCGCACCUGGCCCGGCGCUAUGUGGGGGACGCCUCGGUGGAGCCUGACCCCCUGCACAUGCCCAGCUUCCCGCCGGACUACGGCUUCCCGGAGCGCAAGGAGCGCGUGAUGGUGGCCACGCAGCAGGAGAUGAAUGAUGCCCAGCUGACACUGCAGCAGCGUGACUACUGCGCCCACUACCUCAUCCGGCUGAUGAAGUGCAAGCGAGACAGCUUCCCCAACUUCCUGGCUUGCAAGCAUGAGCAGCACGACUGGGACUACUGCGAGCACCUGGACUACGUGAAGCGAAUGAAGGAGUUUGAGCGUGAGCGGCGACUGCUCCAGAGGAAGAAACGGAGGGAAGAGAAGGCACAACGGGUGGCCCAGGGCCAGGGAGAAGGAGAGGUGGAGCCUGAGGUGGCCCUCUAGGGGUCACCCGCCCACCCGUGGACCUAUCAGUGAAAUAAAAGCUUUGGGUCAACUGCC
Messenger RNA from Mesocricetus auratus (golden hamster), 551 nucleotides. RefSeq names its product NADH:ubiquinone oxidoreductase subunit B7 (gene Ndufb7). The record is from RefSeq and is a predicted model, not a curated record. Gene Ontology annotation, cellular component: mitochondrion. The transcript has 3 exons. The coding region runs from base 81 to 494 and encodes 137 amino acids. Lineage: Eukaryota; Metazoa; Chordata; Mammalia; Rodentia; Cricetidae.